UCUCUCAUUCACCAGUCCCACGCCAACCACGAAAGAGGGAGGUGUGCCGCUUCUCCUCCCGGGCCGCAUCACUUGCCGCUCCGUCACUCCCUCCCUUCACGCUCAGGAGAAAACAGACUGUGCAUUUUGUGGCGAGUGGAGAACUUUCCCCUCGCAGCCUUAAUUAAUACCUGUUGAAACCACUCGUCAGGUAGUUGAACCGAGAGCAAAAGGCGAGUAAGAGUGAGUGAGUGAAGUGGAGAUGAGGUGACGGAGUAAGUGAUUCGAUUAGAAGAGACAAGAUCGCACAGGUUCUCUCUCACUCUCUCCUUCAGGAUGGCGGGAAGCAAGCGACUCUGGUUCAACUGUUGCUGUGUAUUGCUGGCGGCGCUUCUAAGGAGAGGUUGCUGCGUGUGUUACUUCCCCGGGGAGCUGCAGGGCGUGUGGGAGACUCAGGUUACUAGUGAAGGAGGCGCAGGAGGAGGCGGGAGGGGAGCGGCGCCUUUCAUAAGCUACCAGAGCAUCACCAUUCACUCAGACGCCGUGCAGGAAUGGGGGACGUGCUGGGAGAGGCUGGACAGUACCGUCAUCCUGGCUGACAGUACGGGGGCAAGUCAGUGCUUCAGAUGUGUAAAUGUGCGGCUGGUGGCGGCUCAGGUGCUGCAGGUGUGGACUCCGGGGCUCCAGACCUGCUACACCACCAAGGAGGCAGCGUACCAAACCUGCCCCACACCUGAUCAGAUUGUCCAGAAGCGAGCCACUCUUCUGAUGCUUUACAAGAGUCGGUCGGUGUGGGGGGACAAGGAGGUGCGUGUGGUGGGGUGUCCCUUCGACGGGCGGUACACCUUCACCUACCAGCGGGCAGGCGGGGCGGAAGGCGCGUGUCCUCAGCCCACCUCCGAGAUAUCCAAUUGUCCUCUUGGCUUCGGGUACAAUGUCACCUACCGGGACUGUUCCUUCAGCCCCGUGCCUAUCAGUCGCGGUCUGCAGUGCCUCGGCUCUUGGCUGGGCGAGGACAACAUCAACUACCUGGCAGUGAGGGACACCAGCGCCACACCUGACCAGCCACACCUGCCGCGCUUCAGGUGUGGGAUGUUCAAGGAGGAGGCGGGCACGGCGCGUGUCUACCUGGCUCUCAGCAACGACACCACCUGUACCAAUGGACUGUAUUCUCCCACCAACGGACACGAGACCUACGUUUUAACCUCCGUGCCUGCCCCGCCCCUGCCUCCCAUCGUCAGCGCCUCCCCCUGCGCUUUCCCCCGGAGUCUCCAAGGGCACUGGCACCAUACCUACGUGGGCAGUGACACAGCGCUCUUCCGGGAUUACAUUAACCACAAGACGUACAGUGUGAGUUGCAUAGAGGACAUGAAUGACGGGGAGAGGUUCCUUGUGUACGCCCGCACCCACUGCGGGGAGUGGAGUUACAACUGUUUUUGGAUGAAACGAAGAAGCGCCAACAUUUUAGAACACAUGCUCGGUCGGUAUCCUAAGGAGACAUUCGAUCGCACUCUCUGUGAUCCUCGGAACUUCGGAGACAAGACAUCGUGGAUUACGCAAGGAAAGAGCCUGGUGGUGGAGCCCACCUCGUGUCCCAUCGUGGGCCGCUACACGGGCGACCUGCCUGACUCUUCCGGGAUCUGCGCGGAGCUCUACUCUGACUGCGCGUCGCCCAACUACAUGUCUUUCACUGUGGCGGAGUGCCGCAACAACUCGGUGGUCUACGAGCAGUCGCAGCUAGCGGGGCCCACCAGCGAGGCAGGGCCGUGGGUGCCGCCCGAGCAGCAGGUCAGCACGGGCGCCGUCCUCACCUUUGUCCAGGAUGCCCGCGUCCCGAGGCGAGGCAGGCAGGCCAGGCAGGCCAGCGGGGGACAGUUCCGUGUGGCCAACGCCCGCACCACCACCAUCUCCUGGCUGUGGGGCACCCCCGCCACCCCCUUCACCACCACCACCACCACCACCUCCACCACCACCACCACCGCCUCUCCUGCUACCUCCAGGUCACGCUUCCAUCCCGUGCCAACGUGGCGGCGACCCCUGUCCCCCGUACCUCCAGAAGACAGGUUCCCUGUCCAGGGCAGCGGCAGCGGCAGCAGCAGCAGCAGCACCUUCUCCCCAUCACCCCCGCAGCCCUCUCCGCCAUUCAACCGCGGCCUCAGCCCCAUUGGCUUUUGGCCCAACAACCCCGAAGUCGACACCCGCCCUCUUCCUCCUGGGGCAGGCGUGGCAGGUGUCCCAAGCCCAGUAGUGGAGCCUCCUCCGCUCCCUGAGGGCCAGUCUGAGGCACUGGGGGUGCCGGGGCGCGCCACGUGGGUACCCGGAGCUCCGCCUGGGUUCCACUCAUCUCCUAACACCACGGAAAGCAGCUCUUCGCAGGAAUCCGCGGCGGGGGUGGCCGGUCCCGUGGUGGUGCCGAGCCCCGGCCCUCUACCGCCAAAUGUCGUCUCUCAACUCCAUACCAGCCAACGCACCCUGAAGCAAGGUACGACCACCCUGGGCUCUCUUGAGUAUGCAUGGGAUGUGCGGCACCAGCUGCCCCGAGGCUACUGGCUGACCUCCGGGCCCAGCCACGGGCCUCCAAUCAACGGAAGCCUCGACGCCGCUGAUGUUGUCCAUGGGGAGGGAGGAACAGAGCAGGGGAACAGUACAGGGGUGAAGCAUGACGCGGGUGGGCCGGGGAUGCCUCCCCUUCCCCCCUUCCCUCCCCGGCCCGGUAGUGGUGGCAGCGAGCACUCUAGCACGUCCUCAUCUUUGUUUCUCGGCGGACCCAUCGAUGUCACCCAGGCCUCCACCACCGGGGGCUGGGAGGCGUCCUCGGGUCCGCCAUUGUCUUCCUUUUCUCCUGAGUUGUCCUUUGGGCAUGAACCUUUCGGCACCGACGCGCGGCAAGGCCCUGGACGCCAGGCCAACGAGCCCGUCCCGCGCAGGCGGCCCGGCGGCAGAGAGUCGUGGUCGCCGGACCGACACAUUGACCAGAACACCUCGCGGGGCGCUGACCGCAUGCAUGUAGGUUACCACGGCGGAGGGACGCACGGUCGCGGGCCUGCGAGCAACUCAGCUCACAGAGGAGGGCAAGGCCGCGCCGCCAGGCCCGCUGCGGGGACUGAUUGGUUUGAUGGGGCCAAGGGGAGAGUCCCGACGGCGGCGAGGGGCACUGCGACCCUCCCGACAGAGCGGGAGUACCAGUGUCUUGGGCAGUGGACGGAGGACAAGCGUAUCUACGCCCUCACCUUCCGUCGCGAUAUCAGAACCUACGAGUGCUUUGUGGGCGUGAUUCGGCCAGAUGGCACCGUGUUCAUCAAGGAGGCUGAGUCUGAGGCGGGUUGCUCAAGGGAUGUGCAACCUGAGGUCCUUGGAAUGAAGCUGCGUAAAGAGGAGGAGUGUCCAGAUGGUUCUCGGCAGCCCUUCACCAGCAUCCCACAAAGCUCCCAGCGGAGCUCCAGCUCCCGACCGACACCACGCCCCACCAAGCCGUGGAAACCCAUCACAGGUCGUCCUCGGGCCCGUGGUUCUGGUGGUGGCGGAACGAUCUCACCUUCCACCUCCCUUCUCUGCCUCUCCAUCCUCACACUCUUCGCCUCUCUUCGUUCCCUGGCCGGCGGCUCAUCUUAUUAGCCUCCAGACAGAAGCUCUUCCCUCCAAAAGACACUGGCCAGUCUCUUAUAAUAUCGAGUUAUUCAAGUGCUUUAUAAUAAUCGUGUUUAUAAAAAUAUGCGUGGUUACUUUUAAGAGAUUUCUAUCGAUUCAGGACGUGUUUAUUGUUUCGACGGCUCUGUAAGGUGUUUUAAGUCUCUACCGAGCCUGUACUUAAGAUAGUGUUAGGGUUAGAGCAUGGCAAAGUACUAUUAUACGUUGAUACUUUAAUAUUAUAGUUUCCUGGAGGCAGUUUCAUUAGUGAGGCGAACGUCCAUAGCUAACGUUAAUAUUAUCAUUGUAGUUUCGAAUCGAACGUUAUAAGCCAGCAUUAACACAAGACAUUUGCACAAUAUACCUAAGUCACUGAACUAGUCAACGUGGUUACUGAAGGGGGUAACUGAGGCUUUCCUGACGUAUAUACCAAAGCACAGUGCUGGUAGUGUGUGUGUGUGUGUGUGUGUGUGUGUGUGUGUGUAAUUUUAAUAUGCGCACCAUAGUUUGCCUUCCCACAGUUCACGAUAGACAUGUAUAUAUAACUUUAAUGGAACCUAUGCACUUCUAUAUCCAAAACUCAGCCUAUAUUUUAAUUUCCUUGCAUUUGAUUACUAGAGCAGCUGUACUAUGUUAUUAUGCUAUACUUGUAUUGUCCACCUUCUGAUAAUCACAGAGUCUUUUCAACACUUCCUCGCCGCUUCUUGUCACCUUAGUAAGACAUGAACGUGUAGUAAGAGUACCUCACAAACAUCCAUUUUUUUUUUUAACCUUAUGUAACUAUUAAUUUAUACACUACGUUUACCAUCCUAUCUCGAGAUAUGGAAUUUUCUGAAGUGUGUUGUAUUAUCGUUAGAAUGUCCAAGAGUGUGUGUGAGUGUGUGUGUGUGUGUAUGUGUGUGUAAAGAAAACGAGACUGAGUGAACUGAACGAAGCACGAAAUGAAAAUGAUCGGACAUGUCUUAAGAGUGACAGGACACAGUGAAGAUAGUAUAGGAAUUCAAUUGAUAAAGAAACCGACAGGAAAAGUUGGUUACCUAGGAUUAGAUGAAGGUGACGCAGGCCAUAAGAUGGAAGAACAACUGGAUGUGACAGAAAGCCCGUGGUACUACAAGGUGAGUAAUGUACUAACUUUCCGGGAAGCCUCGUCUGAUAUUUCCUGGUCUUCUUAAAAUCCUCAGGUGCAUGAUUAUUAUUCGAUUGUUGUUUUCUAGCGUGAUAAUUUAAGUGGAUGUGUUAAUUGUUACGUGUGAAGUAAAAGCUGGCUAUGAUAUGAGUGGACUGAUGACAGGAUAAACCGUGACAGGCGUGAUGAAGUGUACAUGAUUCACCCUUUUGAAAUCAAGUAGGGGGGAUAGGAAGAGUGUGUGAGGUAAUAAACUUUAAUCUCUCAUCCUUUAUUCCUUUAAAUGUUAUGUAUUGUAACCAUAACUGAAAUUUAACGACCAUUUAGUUCUCAAAGUAUUAUCCCAGGACAUUGCAUCUUAAACCUAACUUAUCUAGAACUUAUCAUAUUAAAAAAAAGGACCUGUAAUAACUACGUAUAUUGAAUUUAGAACUUAAAUUGACCAAUCCCCCAACUUCCCAAGAAUCUUGUCAAAACCAAAUUAAACCUAAGUCAUAUGAUCUUUACCGUACCUAAUUAUCAGAAAUUGAAAAAAAGUAGCCAAAUUGAGCGUAAUAUUUACAAUUCUUAUCUAACUGAAAGAAAAAGUUUUGAACUAAAUUGAACAUUGUGUAUAUGAGCCUUACCUAAUUAGAAAAGAAAAGCCAACAUAUAUCAAACCUGUCCCAGCUUUCUUAUUGUAACCAAAACAAAUUUUUAAUCUAACUUAAAAUUGACCCAUCUUCCAAAUAUAAUUCUAAUUAUUUUAACCUAACCUAAUCUACCACAACGCACACUAGCUAACCUCUGAAGUGUCCCCAUUUUCAUGUUGUCUGAGAAAAUUUUCAGUGGAGUAAUGAAGGUGGUAGGCAAAUCUCAAGUUGACCCAGGAAUACUAUACUUUGAGAUUUGUCUGGUACCUUCACUACUCAGCUGUCCAUGUAACUGUAUCACCAUUUUCAGUAGACCAUUGGAAUUUGCACCACCAUUCUUAUACUAAAGGCUGAAUUGUUAAAUGGAAAGGUUAUGGAAAUAAUGUGAAUGUAGAAUUAAAUGUGUACUGUAUGCCUAUAUGUUAGAAUGUAGAUGUGCAUUUCAAGGGAGCUUACUGUAAUAAUAUUUUGUAUCGGCACAUAUCCUUGGCUACAUGGAGAACCAGUACAAGGAAAAUUUGAGCAUAGUACCCUGGUUUAUUAAGGAGAGGAACCCCCUCCUGCCUACCAUACAUACAUACAAACAGUAUUAUUAUUCCUGCUACAUGUUAAGAUCAAAGCUUUACUGUUGAAUAUAUAUUUACCUAUAAGUUUUAUUAAAUUUUUACAUUGAAACCUAAUUUAAGAGUUUUACAAAGUGCCACAACAGAUGCACUGAUAGGAGCCUCACCAUUACCAGUGUGUGUGUGUCUGGAUGUCCUCCUUCGUUAUGUAUUGGCACUACCUACUUAAUACUUGCCUCAGAUGAUCUUCCAGUAUUGUAACGACAGACGAACACUCCUUUAGAACACAAUACAGUAAAACCCUGUCAUGGCGGACAUUAGUAAAGGAGGUUUAGGUCAAGGCAGGUGAGCUUAUCAAUAAUGCUUCACUAAGGAUGGAUGCUAACACUGGAUGCCAUAACUUGUUCCAGCUUGUCCAAGUGUUGAUAUUCCUAUGCUUGUGGAAGGCAAUGAGUGGAAUUAAUGUUUAGUGUUUCCCCUGCAAUAUGAAAUAGUUCACAAAAAUAAAACCACUACAAAAUUUCUAAAGUUACUUGCAGACAAAGAGAUAUGGGUUUAAAGGAUAGAUUUCACUGUCUAGCAAGUAAGAUGGUUUAGUGUUGGUUAUAAGACAGAAAGAAUUGUCUUGAGUGAUCUGGAAAUAUGGACUAAGUAACAACAAAAAAGUUAAGCCAUGUCUUGCUUCAGUUUCAAGCAUCACCAAGACACUGAAUUGAUCUGAAAGUAGGAAAAAUUGUCCUUGAGAAAUUAUCAUCUUGGUAGGACAGUUAAUAUAAAAUGUGCCUCUGUUUGUCAUUGGGGUUUCAACCUUGGUAGAACACUUAAGGUAGAAUUAAAAUACUUGACAUUUCUGGCAUCAUUACCUAAGAUCACCUUUUCAUAAUAACCCUGACUGCUAAAUGUGGCUCAUUUGUUGUUACUUGUCUUAGCCUUAACUGAAAUAGACUGCAAGAUUGUCAGGUAGUGAUGCUAAAUGCUGGAACAAUAAUUAAGGUUUUGCUCAGGAUGACGGGCUUAUCUCAGACACACUGUUUGUCUGCCUGGUUGGGGUUUUACUGUAUUUUAGGACUCGAUGUAAAUUGUAUAGAAUAUAUAUUUAUUAUCUGUUACAUUGAUUUUUUGUUUGUUUUUGUUUUUUUGCAUAUGAUUUUGUUCACUGUAUAAAUUAGUAAUUAAUAAAAAGUUGUAAGAA
Portunus trituberculatus (swimming crab) is the source of this 7119-nucleotide messenger RNA. RefSeq lists its product as uncharacterized. The record is from RefSeq and is a predicted model, not a curated record. The transcript has 15 exons. Lineage: Eukaryota; Metazoa; Arthropoda; Malacostraca; Decapoda; Portunidae. Bases 316 to 3594 code for a protein of 1092 amino acids.